AUGGGGGCUCUGUCUCGAGGCCUGCUUGUCGGUGUCUGCGCCGUCCUGUUAGCAGCAGUGUUCGCCGAUGCUGCUGCGGGUGAGGCGGCCUCCAUGGUCGUCGGCUUGGCCAAGUGCGCCGACUGCACCAGGAAGAACAUGAAAGCUGAGGCUGUCUUCAAGGGCCUUCAAGUGGCAGUCAAAUGCAAGGACGCCCACGGUGUGUUCGAAACCAAGGCCGUCGGCAAGGUUGACAAGUCUGGCACCUUCAGCGUCCCCCUCGCGGCUGACCUCCUCCGUGAGGACGGCGAGCUGAAGCAGGACUGUUUCGCACAGCUCCACAGCACGGCCAAUCAGCCAUGCCCUGGGCAGGAGCCAUCCUGGAUCGUCCAGCCAUCCAGCGACAACGACAAGAAGAAGACCUUCAUUGCAGUCGCUGGCAAAAUGCACUACUCGUCCAAAGAGUGCGCCUCGGCAUUCCUCUGCGACCCUUCCCACAAGAAGCACCUCUUCCACAAGAAGCCCAUCGUGAUCCCUCACAUCCCCAAGAAACCCAUCGUGAUCCCUCACAUCCCCAAGAAACCGGUGCCAGAGUACAAGCCGCCAACGCACGUGCCGGUGUACCACCCAACACCCAUGCCGACGUACAAGCCACCCACUCCAGAGUACUCACACCCGACACCUACUCCGAUCUACCAUCCUCCUGCCGACCAGAAGACCCAGAACCCUGAGACGGACCCUGAGAAGUUCAAGAAGCUCCUCCCCUUCAUCAAGAAGAAGCCCUUCUUCUUCCCCAAGUUCCGCAAGUUUCCUCCUGGCAAAGAGGAUAUCAAGGCAUAGAAAGAUUGGUGAGAGAUGAAGCAUAGUUAGUUGGCCUACAUCUAUUGUUAUGUGAUGUUGCAUGGCUCCUUACCUCUUUUGGUAUCUUGAGUACUGAUCAGCUCUUACAGGCCUCCAGCUUAUACAAUAAAGCUUUUGUUCUAAGGAUAUUGGCCUGGAUGUAGCAAACUUAAUUUAUUGGAUACAUAUAUAAAUUAAAGUUUGUGUUUUUCUUA
Phragmites australis (common reed) is the source of this 1034-nucleotide messenger RNA. RefSeq names its product proline-rich protein 4-like. Lineage: Eukaryota; Viridiplantae; Streptophyta; Magnoliopsida; Poales; Poaceae. The coding region runs from base 1 to 819 and encodes 272 amino acids. The transcript is spliced from 2 exons. The record is from RefSeq and is a predicted model, not a curated record.